CCCAUCAACCCCGGUCUCCUCUCCUGCAUAGAAUCACAUCACUGCCCAUUGUAGAGACUGUUUUUGACCCCCAAGUCACGUUCAAAAUGAGAUCAGCUUUCUUCCAACCCCUCCUACCCCGCCAUAACUUCUGCUCCCCGGCCUUAAGAACUUUCUCUCUCCCUCAACGCAUUGCUGCCUCGAACACCUUUGCGACUCCCCGAUUCUAUUCACAGCCUGCCAAAAUGCCUAACACCAAGGUUUUCUUCGACAUUGCCUGGAAGGGCCCCGUCUUCAAGGACGGUCGUCCUACCACCGAGAUCAAGGAUCAGGUCGGUCGCAUCAACUUCAACCUCUUUGACGACGUUGUCCCCAAGACCGCCGAGAACUUCAAGGCUCUCUGCACCGGCGAGAAGGGCUUCGGCUACAAGGGCUCUUCUUUCCACCGAAUCAUCCCCAACUUCAUGCUCCAGGGUGGUGACUUCACCCGCGGUAACGGCACUGGCGGCAAGUCCAUCUACGGCGAGAAGUUCGCCGAUGAGAACUUCCAGCUGAAGCACGACCGCCCCGGUCUGCUGUCCAUGGCUAACGCCGGCCCCAACACCAACGGCUCCCAGUUCUUCAUCACCACCGUCGUCACCUCCUGGUUGAACGGCCGCCACGUCGUCUUCGGCGAGGUCGCUGACAAGGAGUCCAUGGCCGUUGUUGCUGCCCUCGAGGCCACCGGCCGUGAUGACGGCAAGGUCAAGUACGAGCCCCGCCCCACCAUUACCGACUCCGGUGUCCUGUAAGCUUGUGUAAAGAAGCAACAUGCUCUGCAUGUCCAUCUGGUGGCAGUUUUGGAACCAUGAAAAUAUAUGGGGCGGAUUAAAAGAGGCUUGAAAAGGUACCUCGCCAUAUCCUUUAGCCAGUCAUUUAGGGUGCUGCAAAGCAUAACGAAAAAUACAAGUUCUCCAUUGCAUCGAACAUG
Messenger RNA from Trichoderma virens Gv29-8, 949 nucleotides. RefSeq lists its product as uncharacterized. The record is from RefSeq and is a predicted model, not a curated record. The transcript has 6 exons. Gene Ontology annotation, biological process: protein peptidyl-prolyl isomerization; protein folding. Bases 87 to 770 code for a protein of 227 amino acids. Lineage: Eukaryota; Fungi; Ascomycota; Sordariomycetes; Hypocreales; Hypocreaceae. Gene Ontology annotation, molecular function: peptidyl-prolyl cis-trans isomerase activity.